CUCUGUGCGUCUGACGUCAGCACGCAAUCCCCGAACCAGAGGCUGAGGCUGUAAACAAUAAAACCCAGCCCGUCCAUCAUCCAUGCGCUAAACAUGCGUCUGUCGGUGCUGCUGUGCCUCUUCUGCGCCCUCAGGUCCGCUCGAGGUUACUAUGGCAACCCCCUGAGCAAGUACAUCCAGCACUAUGAGGGUCUGUCGUACGACACAGAGCUGCUGCACAGCCGGCACCAGAGAGCCAAGAGAGCGCUGUCACUGCAGGAGCGUGAGCUGCAGCUGGAGUUCCAUGCACACGGCAGACAUUUCAGCCUCCGAAUGAAGCGAGACAGCAGGCUGUUUUCAGACGGCUUUAAGCUGGAGAUGUCUGGAGAGCAGCUGGAUUACGACACCUCGCACAUCUACACCGGAGAACUGUACGGUGAACAGGGCUCUCUGACGCACGGCUCGGUCGUGGACGGGAAGUUCGAGGGCUUCAUUCAGACCCAUCGAGGGACGUAUUACGUGGAGCCGGUCGAGAGAUACCUGCAGGACAAGAACGUCCCGUUCCACUCCGUCAUCUACCACGAGGACGACAUCCAGUAUCCGCACAGAUACGGGCCGGAAGGCGGCUGUGCAGAUUCGUCUGUGUUUGAGCGAAUGAAGAAGUAUCAGGCGUCGGCGCUGGAGGAACCGGCCAAGGAGGAUCACGUGUUGCUGAGGAAGAAGAGGAUGACGCAGGUGGAGAAGAACACCUGCCAGCUCUUCAUCCAAACCGAUCACCUCUUCUACAAGUACUACAAGACCAGAGAGGCCGUGAUCGCUCAGAUCUCCAGUCACGUCAAGGCCAUUGAUGCCAUCUACCAGGGCACAGACUUCAUGGGCAUCCGCAACAUCAGCUUCAUGGUCAAGAGAAUACGGAUAAACACCACCAGUGACGAGCGCGAUCGCUCCAACCCUUUCCGCUUCGCUAACAUCGGCGUGGAGAAGUUUCUGGAGCUGAACUCGGAGCAGAAUCAUGACGAUUACUGCCUGGCGUACGUCUUCACCGACCGAGACUUUGACGACGGUGUGCUGGGUCUGGCCUGGGUCGGCGCUCCAGCCGGGAGCUCUGGUGGAAUCUGUGAGAAGAAUAAGCUGUAUUCUGACGGGAAGAAGAAGUCUCUGAACACUGGGAUCAUCACGGUGCAGAACUACGCCUCGCACGUGCCUCCUAAAGUCUCACACAUCACCUUCGCUCACGAGGUCGGACACAACUUCGGUUCCCCGCAUGACUCCGGGUCAGAGUGCACUCCGGGUGAGUCCAAGAGCCAGGAUAAGAAGGAGCGAGGGAACUACAUCAUGUACGCGCGAGCCACUUCUGGAGACAAGCUGAAUAACAACAAGUUCUCCGUCUGCAGCGUUAAGAACAUCAGCCAGGUGUUGGAGAAGAAGCGCGGCAGCUGUUUCGUAGAGUCCGGCCAGCCGAUUUGCGGGAACGGUCUGGUGGAGCCAGGUGAGGAGUGUGAUUGCGGCUACAGCGAUCAGUGUAAAGACGAGUGCUGCUACGACGCCAAUCAGCCAGACAACAAGAAAUGCAAACUCAAGCCCAACAAAGUCUGCAGUCCGAGUCAGGGUCCCUGCUGCACGGGGGAGUGCUCCUACAAGAGCCGUAAUGAGAAGUGUCGUGAGGAGUCGGAGUGUGCUCAUCGGGGCAUGUGUAACGGUGCCUCGGCCCAGUGCCCCACAUCAGAGCCCAAAGCCAACUUCACCGCCUGCCACGGGGACACGCAGGUCUGCCUGAACGGGGGCUGCUCUGGCUCCAUCUGUGAGAAGUAUGGGCUGGAGGUCUGCACCUGUGCCAGCGUGGAUGGCAAAGACGAGACCGAGCUCUGCCACGUGUGCUGCAUGGAGAAGAUGAACCCCAGCACCUGCAGCAGUACGGGCUCGGAACGUCUUGCUCGCUUCUUCAAUAAGAAGGUCACCACUCUUCAGGCCGGCUCGCCCUGCAAUGACUUCAAGGGCUACUGCGAUGUCUUCAUGAAGUGUCGUCUGGUGGACGCCGAUGGUCCUCUGGCGCGCCUGAAGAAGGCCAUCUUCAACCCGGAGCUGUACGAGAACAUUGCCGAAUGGAUCGUGGCUCACUGGUGGGCGGUUCUGCUUAUGGGAAUUGCUCUCAUCAUGCUCAUGGCCGGAUUCAUUAAGAUCUGCAGCGUUCACACACCCAGCAGCAACCCCAAACUGCCUCCUCCUAAACCACUGCCAGGUACGCUGAAGAGACGACGAGCUCAACACGCCAGUCAGCAGCAGCAGCACCAGCACCAUCAGCACCACAACCAGAACCAGAACCAGCACGCUCACGGCCACCAGAACCAGCGGCCGGCUCCACGCCAGGCCCAGCGCCAGCCGCAGCCGCAGCGCCACCACCGGCAGCCCCGCGAGAACUACCAGAUGGGUCAGAUGAGACGCUGAGAGCCACCGCCGCUGCCUCAUCCACAGCUCCGCCAUCCCCCCUCCACAGCCCACUCCGUUUGCUCCAGAACCGGCCUGCGCUCCAGAGCGUUUCGUUCAGUCUGAGCGUGGAGCAAGGCUUCACUCAUCACCACCACAGUCCCACGUGUGGCGUCGGUUUACAGGAAUAUGUCCAGAGUCCAUAAUGCUUCCUCAGACUGGAUGAGUAACACCAACCGCAGCUCUGCCCUUCACUCUUAUCGUCUUUGAUUAUUUCUGUUGGUUUUUACCCUCGAGUGCCAAGGUUUACCGGGGUAUUUGUAGAUAGAGCAUCUCCUGUUGUCCUUCGUAAACUCCACUCGAGACUCGUGGUUUGAUAUGAAACCUCUUUUUAAGGAUUCGUGCGAAGCGUCUGCUCCAGCUGUCGCCACAUGCACAGAAAAUGAUUUUAUUUUGUAAGAGCAGAAAUUUUAUGCCUUCCCUUUUCCGCAGACUCGCGGCUGUAUAGAGAAACAAUAUUAGCUGUAUUAUAUGUGAGAACAGAUUAUUUCUUCUACUGUCAAUAAGAGAUUUACAGUUGGUUUUGUUGACAACACUCAGGACUCAAAAAUACUAACGAAGGUGGCGGCUCAGCGUCACUCCGCCGUUUACAUGUUUCUUUCUGUGUGCGUUUGUGUUUGUUUGUAUAUAGCUCCACACCUUUAUGGCAAGCCCAUCAACAUUUAAUCUUCAAACUUCUUGAGCUACUAGUGCUUAUUAUUGAGGUACUAGUAACUUUUUAAAGAUACUAAUUCUUAUUCAUUAAAUACUAGUAUGUUUUCCAUUAGGUUCUAGUACUCCUUCAUUAGCUGAUAGUGCUUAUUCUUUAAGUGCUAGGUCUCAUUAUUUAGGAAGUAGUAACUUUUUAAAGAUACUAGUACUUAUUUUAAUGGAGACUACUAACUGUUCUAUUGUUGUAGCAACACAUUAAAUUUUUUGUAACUUCUGUUAUUCAGAUAUUUACUAUUCAGUUUUGACUAGUAAUAAUUCCAAUAGUGACUAGUAUGUUUUUAAAUAAUAUUAGUAAGCAUUCAAUUAGAAAUUAGUACUUGUUUAUUAAAUACUAUCACUUUCAUUAGAUACUAGUAUGUUUAUUAGACACCUGUAGUUAUUUGUUAGGCACUAGUUUUAGGUACUUAUUUUUUAGACACUAGUGUAUUUUGUUAUUGUUACUAGUAGCAAUUCUUAUUUUACUAGUCACACCUGCUUUUUUUCUCCUCUUAUGUUAUUACUAGUCAAAAUGGCCACUGUAGAGCUCAAUUGAAAAUCUUUAUAGUAAAAUUCAAAAUCUUACCAAAAACACUUGGAAUAAGUACUAGUAUGUAAUAGGUGUAUAGGAAUGAAUAGGUACUCUUAUCUUUUAAAAAAGGUACUAGUAGCUAAAGAUAAGCACUAGUAUCUUAUGAAUAAGUACUAGCUGUAUGAAAGUUAAUGCUAGUAUGUUAUUAGGAUUAAAUGUUAUGGUGGCUUGCCAUACACUCACAUUCACCACACUCCACCAAUGAGGAACGUGUGCAUGAAGAGCAGCGUAAACGUGAGUUUAAUGUGUGUUUUAGCAGGACGAUCAUGAAGAAACCUUUAUAAACGUACGAUGGUUUCAGAAGACUGAAGUAACUGAGCAUCAUGGGAAAGCGUUCGGCUCCCAGUGAAGAGGAUUCUCACGGUACUAACGGUCACAUUAACAUGUUUAGUUUACACACCUUCAUCAUCAUGAUGCUGGAGA
Sinocyclocheilus grahami is the source of this 4165-nucleotide messenger RNA. RefSeq names its product disintegrin and metalloproteinase domain-containing protein 10-like. Gene Ontology annotation, molecular function: metalloendopeptidase activity involved in amyloid precursor protein catabolic process. The record is from RefSeq and is a predicted model, not a curated record. Gene Ontology annotation, cellular component: synaptic membrane; plasma membrane. Bases 94 to 2424 code for a protein of 776 amino acids. Gene Ontology annotation, biological process: Notch signaling pathway; membrane protein ectodomain proteolysis. The transcript is spliced from 16 exons. Lineage: Eukaryota; Metazoa; Chordata; Actinopteri; Cypriniformes; Cyprinidae.